AUGGCUCCUCCCACGAUCCGCGGUACGUCUGAUGUCGACCGCAUCGAGGCUCCCGUCACCUUCAAAGCCUACAUGAUGUGUGCCUUUGCCUCGUUCGGUGGUAUCUACUUUGGCUACGACGUCGGUUGGAUCAGGUAUUACGCCAUCCACACCUUUACCGGUCUCCCUUACGACACUCCUGCCGAUGACUUUGUGGUCGGAGCUAGCGACAAGGCCCUCGUCACGUCUAUCCUGUCUGCUGGAACCUUCUUCGGUGCACUUAUCGCUGGUGACCUUGCCGACUUUUUCGGUCGCCGCACCACCAUCAUGGUUGGCUGCGUCAUCUUCACAAUCGGUGUCAUUAUGGAGAUCAUUUCGACCACUAUCAGCCUCAUGGCUGCUGGUCGUUUCGUUGCCGGACUUGGUGUCGGCUUCGAGUCUGCCGUUGUCAUUCUCUACAUGUCCGAAAUCUGCCCCAGAAAGGUCCGUGGCGCCCUCAUCGCGUGCUACCAGUUCUGCAUUACCAUCGGUAUCCUCCUCGCCUCGGUCGUCGUCUACGCAACACAGAACCGCAUGGACAGCGGUUCUUACCGGAUCCCUGUGGCCGUUCAGAUCGCUUGGGCCCUAAUCCUUGGUGUCGGCAUUGCCUGUCUGCCUGAAUCGCCUCGUUACUUUGUCAAGAAGGGUGAGCAUGAGAAGGCAGCCGCCGCUCUGNCCUCAGUCCGUGGUCAACCCGUCGACUCGCAGUUCGUCCAGCUGGAACUCGCCGAGAUCAUCGCCAACCACGAGUAUGAGCUCUCUGUCGUUCCUCAGGGUAGCUACUUCUCGUCCUGGGCCAACUGCUUUAAGGGCUCGCUAUGGAAGGCCAACAGCAAUCUGCGCCGUACCAUCCUCGGCACUUCUCUCCAGAUGAUGCAGCAGUGGACUGGUGUCAACUUUAUCUUUUUCUUCGGCACCACUUUCUUCCAGCAGCUCGGAACGAUCUCGAACCCCUUCUUGAUCGGUCUCAUCACCACUCUCGUCAACGUUCUGUCCACCCCCAUCUCGUUCUGGACCAUCGAAAGAUUCGGCCGUCGUCCUCUGCUCAUCUGGGGAGCCCUCGGUAUGCUCACCUGCCAAUUCCUCACGGCCGUCCUGGGCACUGCCAUCUCGACUGAGAACCAAGCCGCCACCAAGGCACAGAUUGCCUUCAUCUGCCUCGCCAUCUCCUUCUUCGCAUCUACCUGGGGUCCUGGAGCUUGGGUUCUGAUCGGUGAGAUCUUCCCUCUGCCCAUCCGCUCUCGCGGUGUCGGUCUCUCCACCGCAAGCAACUGGCUCUGGAACACCAUCAUCGCCGUCAUCACCCCUUUUAUGGUUGGCAAGGACAAGGGCAACCUCGGUCCCAAGGUCUUCUUCGUCUGGGGCACUCUGUGCACAUGCGCCUGUAUCUAUGCAUACUUCCUCGUGCCCGAGACCAAGGGACUGUCGCUUGAGCAGGUUGACAAGAUGCUUGAGGAGGUCACUCCUCGUAACUCGGCUGGCUGGAAGCCUACCACCACUUUUGCCAACGAGAUGGGCAUGACCAAGGAGGCUGGUAUCACCGAGCAGGAGAUUCACAUUGAUGUUGAGAAGAGAGGUGGUUCUCAGUAG
Molecule: messenger RNA, 1608 nt
Organism: Aureobasidium vineae
Lineage: Eukaryota; Fungi; Ascomycota; Dothideomycetes; Dothideales; Saccotheciaceae
Source: the annotation of a GenBank genome assembly